GGCCGAGGAAAUCAGGAGAAGCUCCGGGGAAAGGCAGCGGGCAGGAGCCCGUCCAGGUGCCGCCGGGACUGGAGGGCACGGGGAGACGGGUGCCACGGCAAUCCCUGAGAGCUCCCUGGGUGUCUUUUAAAAAUGGUCAAGGGGAGCAUAGUCCCUGAAGACAUCCUGAGCUUCUGUUGCGAUGGCCUCCAGGGCUCCACCUCGUGCAGCCGGGAGCCGGGGGAGCGCGAGGAGGCGCCGGGGGCCAUGGGGAGCCGCAGCCCCACGGAGGUGCAGAUGAGCCAGCUGGUGCUGCCCUGCCACACCAACCACCGCGGCGAGCUCAGCGCCGGGCAGCUGCUCAAGUGGAUCGACACGGCUGCCUGCCUCUCGGCCGAGAGGCACGCCGGCUGCCCGUGCGUCACCGCCUCGAUGGACGAUAUCUAUUUUGAGCACACGAUUAGCCAGAGGUACACAAACCCCCCCGGGCAGCAGCGCGCGAGGAGCGGUGUCGGCGUGGGGCAGGUCGUUAACAUCAAGGCCAAAGUGAACCGAGCCUUCAACUCCAGCAUGGAGGUGGGCAUCCAGGUGAGCUACGAGGACCUGAGCAGCGGGAAGCACUGCAGCAUCUGCAAGGCUUACGCCACCUUCGUGGCCCAGGGCCCCCCCGGCACCAAGGUGAAGCUGAAGCCGCUGGCCCCGCAGACGGAGGAGGAGAAGAUCGAGCACAGCAUUGCCGCCGAGCGCCGCCGCAUGCGGCUGGUCCACAAGGACACCCUCAAGGACCUCCUCACCCGCAGCCCCCGCAACACCGAGCUGGAGACGCGGGACGGCAGCGUGGUGGUGCCGGCUGAGAAGACGCGGGUAGAGAGCGUGGAGCUGGUGCUGCCCCCACACGCCAACCACCAGGGCAACACCUUCGGCGGGCAGAUCAUGGCCUGGAUGGAGAACGUGGCCACCAUCGCCGCCAGCCGGCUGUGCCAUGCCCACCCCACGCUGCGCGCCAUCGAGAUGUUCCACUUCCGCGGGCCGUCGCAGGUCGGGGACCGCCUGGUGCUCAAAGCCAUCGUCAACAACGCCUUCAAAAACAGCAUGGAGGUGGGGGUCUGCGCCGAGGCGUACGACCAGGAGAUGUCCGUCAGCAGGAGGCACAUCAACAGCGCCUUCAUGACCUUCGUGGUGCUGGACGACGAGGGCCGGCCCCGCACCCUGCCCAUGGUCGUGCCCCAGCCGGGGGACGGAGAGAGGAGGUACAGAGAAGCCAGCGCCAGGAAAAAGAUUCGGCUGGACCGGAAAUACGUCGUGUCCUGCAAGCAGAACGAGGUGCCUCUCUCCGUGCCCUGGGACCAAAGCAACAAGGUUUACCUGAGCUACAACAACGUCUCCGCGCUGAAGACGCUGGUAGCCAAAGCAAACUGGGCGCUUGCCAGGGAAAAGGAGAAGGUGCGGAUAUACACGCUGGAGGAGGACAAGUUCCUGUCCUUCCGCAUCGAGAUGUCCGUCCGCAUCGCCGCCGGCCAGGCCUUCUCCCUGCUCUCCGACCUGCGGCGCCGCCACGAGUGGGACAGGCACUACGCGAGCGCCGAGCUGGUGCAGCAGGUGGACGAGGACGACGCCAUCUACCACGUGCUGAGCCAGACGCUCAGCCACGAGAACAAGCCCCAGGACUUCGUCAUCCUGGCGUCCCGGCGGAAACCCUGCGACAAAGGGGACCCCUACGUGGUGGCGUUUCGCUCGGUGACGCUGCCCACCCACCCGGCCUGCCCCAGCUUCACGCGGGGCGAGACGCUCUGCUCCGGCUUCUGCGUGUGGCCCGAGGGGGAGGAGACGAGCAAGGUGGCCUACUACAACCAGGCGACGCCGGGGUACCUGGCCUACGUCACCACCAACGUGGCCGGGCUCUCCUCCGACUUCUGCGCCACCUUCGAGGCCUGCGAGAGGUUCCUGCUGAAGAACAAGGACGACCUGAUCGCGCGCAUCAGGGACCUCUAGGCUGCCUGGGGGCUUGGCGGAUGGACGGAUGGAUGGAUGGACAGACGGACAAGGCGUUGGCAAGGAGGAAGGGGCACCUGGGCAGGUGGGACGGGGCGCUCGGGCCCUGCCUCCCCGUGGAAUUUGGCCCAAGAGAGGUCGGAGGGACGAGGAUGGACACGGGAAUGCGUCGCCCUCGCGCCGACACAUCACAUACCUAGCCUUUUAUUUUCUUUCUUUUUCUUUCUAAUUUUGUAAGCUGCUGUACAGGACUUGAUUUUCUAGUUCGAUUAAUGCUACUUUAAUCUUUGUAGGAUCCAAACUCUUCCCCAAACUGAUUUAUUAUUAUUAUUUUUUAACUCUUUCUUUAUGGGGAAAUGUUCUCACAGCAGCGGGGCGGGCACAAACACGGAGGUGCUGCUGCCCCCCUGCACAUCCCGGGCUGGGACACGGCUCUGGGGCCCUGCUGCCCCUCGGCUCCCUGCUCAGAGCAGAAGGCAAUGGACACAUCAGGCAGAAAAUGGGGUGUUCUUGCAGGGUUUUGGGUUUUUCUCAGCUCUGGGCAAGCUGGAAGCAGAGGCUGGGCUGCCACCGCUGACUCCAUGCUGGAGCCGUGCCUCUCCCACACCCAAAAACUCGGAUUUUCCACCCAAGAUGCUGGUGGGAUGCCUGUACUGAGCUGAAAUCCCGAUCCCAUCAGGCUGCCCUGCAGUUCUGCCGCCAACUGGGGCUGCAGGGGCAUGUGGAAAGGCAGCAAUAAAAGUGCAUUAAAAGGGAAAAAAAUA
Molecule: messenger RNA, 2735 nt
Organism: Anas platyrhynchos (mallard)
Lineage: Eukaryota; Metazoa; Chordata; Aves; Anseriformes; Anatidae
Gene: ACOT11
Product: acyl-CoA thioesterase 11
Biological process (GO): acyl-CoA metabolic process
Cellular component (GO): cytosol; cytoplasm
Molecular function (GO): lipid binding; long-chain fatty acyl-CoA hydrolase activity
Source: RefSeq, a predicted model, not a curated record